AUGUCCUCUCCGUCGCCAGAUGCCCAGGUGCUUGCAACAGCCGCCCUUCAUCUAACGGCCGGAAAGUACUUCCAGAUUGCUGCAUUUGUAAUGCUGGUGUAUGAUCAAAUCCUUACGUUUCCAGAUGAAGUUGUAGAAAGAAUCUGGAAGCAGAAUUGGUCCGGGGCGACGAUUUUAUUCCUCAUAAAUCGUUACGUCACUCCUCUACAAUUUAUCGUUGGUAUCGAUGCAUUCCAGGAUCCUAUAUGGACCAAAUCGGCGUAA
Messenger RNA from Laccaria bicolor S238N-H82, 264 nucleotides. RefSeq lists its product as uncharacterized. Bases 1 to 264 code for a protein of 87 amino acids. The record is from RefSeq and is a predicted model, not a curated record. The transcript is spliced from 6 exons. NCBI's taxonomy places the organism in Eukaryota, Fungi, Basidiomycota, Agaricomycetes, Agaricales, Hydnangiaceae.